UUUGAAGCAAAGGCUCAAAGUUACACAGCUGGAACUUAGCAAAAUAACAAUUCCUGGUUGUUACAGCAUAUUAUUGUUGUUGUUAAUAUAUCGCAAACUGGUCAAAUCAUCCACUAGUCCCACAAACUGGAAAAAUUUUACUCACCACAAAUUCAUCCCUGCACACCUGACGAAUGAAAACCAAAAAAGUUUAACAUUCAUAAACUCGUCGAAAAUAAAUCAAGAAAUCGUAGAGUUGUACAAAUAAUUUUUGUUUACAAUAGCUAAGGAGUGAAGAAUAAUUACGAUCCAAAAAAGGUUUGGGAAGGGUUCUUUCAUUUCCAUAAAGUAGCGGUAUAUUGUUGGAAAUAGCUACGGAAAUUUAUACAUUUCCAACUCUGGAAAUAAUAGUUUAACAUCAUUAAUAAAAAGUUAUCUAAUUAUGUCCAACUUACAACGCACUAUUCUAAAAAAUAGACUACCACCCACAAUUCCUGGUGGACGCAUCGGAAGAAGCGAUUCAUUCAAAAAGUCUCGGAUCAGAGAUUUCAAACCGGCACUCUGGAGUGACUUCUUUGCUGAAAAGCAGGAUGUGAUUUUAGAUGAGAAGCGAUCUUUCCGCAUUUAUCGCACAAAGCAUCCGCAGAAGCCCGGUCCGAUUUUACUUUUACUACAUGGUGGAGGUUAUUCAGCAUUGACAUGGUCACAUUUUUGCGUGGAAAUAACUCGAAUAAUUCAUUGUCAAUGUCUUGCUAUUGACUUACGCGGUCAUGGUGAUACGAAAACAGAUGACGAAGAUGACCUUUCCUCAGAUACGCUUGCUAAAGAUAUAGGCGAUCUUGUGCUGCAACUUUAUCCAGAAAAUAUUCCACCCAUCUACCUCGUUGGUCAUUCAAUGGGCGGAGCUAUUGCCGUCCAUUUCGCGCACAAGGCAAUCAUACCAAGUAUUAUUGGUAUUACCGUUAUUGAUGUAGUAGAAGGCACUGCAAUGGAAGCUUUAGCCAGUAUGCAAAGUUUUCUGCGUUCACGUCCCACUCACUUUAAAAGUAUACCAAAUGCUAUUGAAUGGUGCAUACGAAGUGGUCAAAUACGUAAUGUGGAAAGCGCCAAAGUCUCAAUGCCGGGACAAAUUAUCAAUUGCACAACGAAGCAGCUGGCAACAAAUGAGCUGCCCUUAUCAGAAGAUGAAAUUGAAGAUGGUGCUUCAGCGAGUUGUUUUACACACCCUUUUAGUAUUUCUGAAGACGAAGAAAUGGGAAGUGAUACUGGUGAGGCUACCGGAACUUCUACUAACCCUACACCUGCAGGUGGUGAAAGUGACAACAGCUCCGAGUCGUCAGAUUUUAAAAAACCAUUUGCAACACAAAAUGAAAAUGCGAAAAGGUACACUUGGCGUAUUGAUCUGUCCAAAUCAGAAAAAUACUGGGUUGGUUGGUUUACUGGUUUAAGUGAAAAAUUUUUAAAUCUUCGUGUACCAAAACAACUGUUGUUGGCCAGCAUUGAUGGUUUGGAUAAGGCGUUAACUGUUGGCCAAAUGCAAGGCCGAUUUCAAAUGCAAGUUUUGGCAAGAUGUGGACACGCUGUACACGAAGACCGUCCCCACGAAGUAGCCGAAGUAAUAAGUGGCUAUCUGAUACGCAAUCGCUUUGCGGAGGCCGCAGGCGAAUUUCACUUUCACUUACCAGCUUGUUAAAGAUUUUAGUGCCAAUCAGCAGUAUAUUGAAGUGAAAUGCUUUUAAGUAUUUAAAUUUAAAUAGUCAAAGAAGCUUAAAUAAAAACAAAGUUGUAAAAUCAUAUAGAUUAUUUCACAAAUAAUUAACAUAUUUCAAAAACUUAUAAUUAUAUUGGGAAAGUACUAACUUAAAAUUCAAAUAUGUAUUACUAAAUUAUAAAAAAAAAAUAAAUAAUUUUAUUCAGU
Ceratitis capitata (Mediterranean fruit fly) is the source of this 1897-nucleotide messenger RNA. Its product is annotated as protein phosphatase methylesterase 1. The record is from RefSeq and is a predicted model, not a curated record. Gene Ontology annotation, biological process: protein demethylation. NCBI's taxonomy places the organism in Eukaryota, Metazoa, Arthropoda, Insecta, Diptera, Tephritidae. The transcript has 8 exons. Gene Ontology annotation, molecular function: protein methylesterase activity. The coding region runs from base 422 to 1672 and encodes 416 amino acids.